UCUAAAAAGAUAAUUUAAUGACAUUUUACUAGCCUCGCUCUAAUAUCACUUUCACCAUCAAAGGAAGGUCCCCUCAAGCUCUUCUCGUCCUCAUAUUCUGCUUCUUCUGAUUAGCUCUUUGGGAUUCUUCUCCUGGGAUUUGAGCUUGAGGUGGCAACGGUUGAGAUACACAUAAAAAAAAAAAACAAAGAAGAGGACAAAUGAAAGGCAUUCAUCCUAUAAAUCCAAAACCAGCAACCUUCCAUAGUCUUAACGCAUCACAAGUGAAGAAAAGAGGUCAUACUAGUCGCUCAUGGAUACACAUUGAAAAAUCCGGGAAAUCUCAAAUUAUAGAACUAGACAAGGCCACUAUAAUGAGACGCUCAGGUUUACCUGCCAGAGAUCUUCGUCUUCUGGAUCCUCUCUUUGUUUAUCCUUCGACUAUCCUCGGUAGAGAGAGAGCCAUCGUUGUCAGCCUCGAGCAAAUUAGGUGCAUCAUUAUGGCUGAUGAAGUUUUUCUCAUGAAUUCGUUGGAUAACUGUGUGCUGAGGUAUGAAUCAGAGCUGUGUCGGAGGCUCGCGAUGACACGAAAUCAAAACCAGAACGAUGAUUUGCCUUUUGAAUUCAAAGCACUUGAACUUGCUUUGGAGCUAUCUUCAACGUCACUUGAUGCUCAGGUCACAGAGCUUGAGAUCGAGAUAUAUCCCUUGCUCGAUGAACUAGUCUCCUCCAUUAGCACCAUCAAUCUCGAGCACGUUCGAAGGCUGAAAAGUCACCUUCUUGCCUUAACUCACAAAGUUCAAAAGGUCCGAGAUGAAAUAGAGCAGCUAAUGGACGACGACGAGGACAUGGCAGAGAUGUACCUAACGGAGAAGAAAGAGAGAAUGGAAGCUUGUUUAUCGACAGACCGAGAAUUUAGCAGCGUUUCAUCGAUCAAUAUGGUGUCUAAGUCUGCUCCGGUGUCCCCUACAUUUUCCAAUGAUGGUCUUCGACAAGAAAAGCCAUGGGCAAGUACAGUUAUGAGCUCGAUCAAGUACGAGAGUUCGAGAGGUUCUUAUGGUGUUGGGAGACAAAUUGAAGAACUUGAGAUGUUACUUGAAGCCUAUUUUGUUGUGGUGGACAGUACAUUGAACAAGCUGUUAUCGCUUAAAGAGUAUAUCGACGACACUGAAGACUUCAUCAAUAUCAAACUGGAUAAUGUUAGGAACCAGCUGAUCCAAUUCGAGUUGCUGCUGACCGCUGCGACAUUUGUGGUUACAAUCUUUGCAGUAGUUACCGGUGUUUUUGGGAUGAACUUUGUUGACUCGGUUUUUGAUCGAUCCUCGAAUUUCAACUUGGUUCUGAUUAUAGCGAGUGUAUCGUGUGCAGCUAUAUACUUCAGUUUCCUGUUAUAUGUCAAGCAUAAGAGGCUGCUGGCAUCAUAAGAUAGUUUUUCCCCCCUCUCCGGAUACUUCAUUUGUUACUGGUGAAUUCUUUAGAGAAUUUAAGGCCUCUGUAGUAAAACAUUUGGGCACCCAAAAAAUAAAUCGGAUUCUUUAAAGAAA
Molecule: messenger RNA, 1523 nt
Organism: Asparagus officinalis (garden asparagus)
Lineage: Eukaryota; Viridiplantae; Streptophyta; Magnoliopsida; Asparagales; Asparagaceae
Product: magnesium transporter MRS2-5
Exons: 7
Coding region: 201-1403 (400 amino acids)
Biological process (GO): magnesium ion transport
Molecular function (GO): magnesium ion transmembrane transporter activity
Source: RefSeq, a predicted model, not a curated record